Molecule: messenger RNA, 3324 nt
Organism: Kwoniella botswanensis
Lineage: Eukaryota; Fungi; Basidiomycota; Tremellomycetes; Tremellales; Cryptococcaceae
Exons: 12
Coding region: 1-3324 (1107 amino acids)
Source: RefSeq, a predicted model, not a curated record
AUGGAAUUUCCUUCGUUACCAGCUUCAUUUGGUGUCAAGCUCGUCCCUGCCUUGUCAGGCGAGGGCACCAAGGCUCGAACUUUCGCUCUCUUACCUGAAGACCUCCUCAAGAUAUCGCCUAGUGUAACCGGUAUCACGCUCAAGCAACUCAAAGGGAAAUUACCUGCCAAGUCCCGAUUCUGCUACAGCCAAGGUGAAGAGGUAGAUGAUAAUCUGACUAUCGAAAGCUAUGUCAGGUACAGUAACGAUAGUAACAUCCCACCCGACAACAAGGACAGCAAAGCUACUUCAUUUGUCAAGAUUUGGUACCUCUCCCCGAGCGUGAGCCCAAAUGAGGUAAACCUGCCUAGGCCGUCCGCUGGUGAGAUCAUUCAGCCACACAACAAUAAUGAGAAUGAUUCACAGCUCAAUCAAUCGACCAUAUAUCAGCGAGGGCACCUGCAAACUCCAGAACAGCGAGGCAAGUUGAACGAACAGUCCAUUCAAGACUUAUUGCAAAAGAUAGGCGGUGAUGCUUCGCAAAUGUCCAUUGGUGAUUUCCAGACCAACGGUUUACGAAAUAUGACUUCCAAUGACUGGAGUAAGGUCGAAAGAAAUUUGGGAUAUCUGUAUGGAUAUUAUCCUUCAUCCGACAAGAAAAGAUUCUUAAAAGCAGCUUAUCCUGCUUUCAGGACUUUUAUCAAGACCGACAAGAAACCAGCCCCUGUAGUGCCUCCCCCUCCGUCUUAUGACGAGAAUGGAAAUCUUCUAUCUCCGGCAGCACCAGCUCAGGUAGAAGAGCUGAUCGACGGCUACCUUAUCGAAAGACAAACACCACUGUAUCACACCUCAGGCUUACAAGUCAAGAUCGACGUCGAAUCGUAUAGAUCUUCACAAGACAUGCAAUACGCUGUCAGUGGGUUUAACCAUCAGAAUACUCAGAUUGCAUUGGGCGUAGCAACACCUAAAGUGCAAGUCGGGUUAUCUGGAAGUCACGACAGUACAAGUGCGACUGCCACUACUGGCUCGUCUACCGAAGUUACAAACAAAAUUGUCGCUACUUGGCAAAUUCCAGUUGUUGAAAUCAUGCUCAAUACCGCAUCGACCGAAAUUCACCCGGAAUGUCAGGAUCGAAUAAGAGCCUUGAAAUCAGGAGGUACCUGUGAGAUGGCUCAGAAAUUUAUCCAAGACUACGGUACCUCCUUUUCAACCCGAAUCGUGUUAGGUGGUAAAUUGCACAGCAGUCAAGAUACCUUGUCAUCCUCCAAGGACUCGUUCUCACAGCAAGAGACCAGGAUCAAAAAAGCCGUCAAUGCAAGUAUCUCGGGUGGUCCUGCAAGUGGAAAGUUAGAUGCCAAAGGUACUGGUGGCCAUUCUAGUGAGAAGGGGAAUCAAAACUCUCAAAGUUCCUCCAAGGACGAAGAGACCGUGAAUCUGGCUUGGACCGCCUUCGGUGGAGAAUCAAUCUUUGCACAAAAUCCCAUCGCUUGGUUGCCUACAGUGGCUAAUUUCAAUAAUUGGCAAAUCAUCGAACAUACCGAAGUCAGGUCGAUCAUCUAUGCCUUUGACGGAUACAAAGGUUAUGAAGGUACUUCAGCAAUGUUAAGAGCGCUACUCAGCCCCAUCGACUUGGUUAGACCCUCUACCUUACCUUGGACAGCUGCUAUGUAUGACGCGAUCCCAGGUUUCGAUCCCUCGGUCGGCGCGAUUGGAUACUCCUUUUCCUCUGUCGACCUCUCACAACACUUCAAAACACCUCCAUUCAAAGUGAAAGCCUCUAAAGUCAUCCAUGAGGGAUCGCUCAAUCAAACUGAUCAAGAGGAUCUCAAGCUCAGCUGGACGCUACUGAAGGAUGUCGGCGGGGUCAAGGAAUACGUUAUAAAGGAGUUGUCAAGCUCAGAGACGGAAAAUGGUGUCAGACCACUUUCGGAUCAUCUCCUUUAUUUGGAUGUUUCGGAAAGAUCGUUCACGAUCGUGUUACAAGUCAGAUCCCCCGAGCUUGUCACUAGCGUUGAUCCCAAAGAGAUGGACUGGACCAAAGAAGCGUUAGAGUUGGUGAAGCUCAGUGAGAGUAAGGAGGAAAACAGACGAUUAUUCAACGACAAAUAUGGUGAUAGAUUCAUUACUGGUUGGGCAAGACAGCGAAUCAUCCACGCCAACUUCCAAAUGUCCUUCAAUCGACUCGAUGAUUUCGACACUGCUAUCAGAAAGUUCAACGAAGCCAAGCUCAGUGAGAAGAGGGUGUCAAGUGGUCUUACUUGGAUUAAAGAAAUGAUAUCCAGAUCGGGUGUACAAACGAAUGUAGUUAUCUGCAAGAGUGAUUGGAAAUCCAAAGGGUUCGAAGUAAAACAUUUCGAUCGGGUAGAUAAUCAUCGAUGGAAUCAGGUAUUCGAGGAGAUCUACAAUAUCUCUUCGGCAGAUCCAAUACCAACCAAGACUUUCAGCCACUCUUUCGUCGAAUCGUUUCCCAACUUGGAGUUUCCGAAGCAAUUUACGUUUACCAACGUCGAUUCGGACAACACGGAGAAGAAGAGAAAGAAGUUGAUCAAUUUCUUUGCUGAAAUUUCAUCUCAAUCGAGUUUACCUAUUCUAAGGUAUGGCUCAUCGAAGAAGAGAGAACUGAAAGAUAACCUGGGGAAGAUCAUCCAAAAGAUCAAAUCAGCCGAACAAGGAAUGAAAGGUAUCGGAUAUACUGAAUCGCAAGUUAACGAGAUCAACGCGAUGAUAAUCAAAGCGAACCAAGACCUCCUAGUCCAAUUUGCAGCCUGUCAUUGGAUUAGGAAAUCCAAACAGUGCGAGAUCAGCCUCUGGAAGAACGGUUUGAACUGGAUCAUCCGAUAUGCCACCCACAGGUUCACAUCGGACUUUUGUCCUAACGAAGCGGACCGAGAGAAGUUCGGUAACGAUGCUGUCAACACCAUCAAUCAACUUUGUAGGAAACCAGCGGAAACGCCAAGAGCUGAUUACGAAUGGAGUGUCUUUUCGGUACCUGACAGAUUUGUGAACGUUACCGCCAAUCCACCUUUCUCCAACUACAAACUUGUGUAUUGGAGGAUGACAAGUUAUAAUGGUGGAUCGAUGGGUGGUGGUAAAUGGUGGCCUUACUGCUCGUGGAAACAAGUCUUGAAUUUACUCUCUUGCCACUGGGAGGAAGAAAGCGACCUUUUUAUCUGGAAUAGAAGUCCAACGAUGCGAGUCGAAAGACAAGACCUCUUUUCUUAUCAUUGGGGGUUGGAGACUUGGUGGCUUUCUGAUGAUGAAUUUCCAUUCGAUGAGGACAUGUUGUGGGAUUUCGAAAUUAGUGGUUAUAGUCAUAGGAAGGGGAAAAUUGCUUUUACCGAUUGA